Messenger RNA from Cladocopium goreaui, 820 nucleotides. The record is from the annotation of a GenBank genome assembly. Lineage: Eukaryota; Dinophyceae; Suessiales; Symbiodiniaceae.
ACCUUCAGAGUUGCUCAACGAGCGCAACUUUUGAUUUCGUUUUGAUAGGACGCCGGUAUGAUGCUGGCAAUUUCGACAUUCACAAUCCAUUUGAUAGUCGUGGCAUGUCGUGGCUAUUCAGCUAUUCUCUUCCAACGUGCAUAUUUGCGAGUUGUUUCCUAGACGAAGCGUGGAAAGAUGUGAAACGGAUUCUGCUGAUUCUGCAAGACAAAGGCCAAAGAAGAGCGGCGGAUGAAUCGCCAUGCAAAAACAGAUCCAGCUGUCUAUGGAGAGUUGGUCUCUGAGGGAGCCCGGCGCCUGGGCCAAGAAUGGGGGCUUUGUGAUGGAGCGACAUCAGCAAUCUUUGCAGAUCUUGGCAGCGGGGUUGGGAAGCUUGUUGUGCAGUCAUACCUGGAAUGGCCUGGUGUGAAGCGUACCCUGGGCGUGGAGCUUUCUUCCACCCGUGCGAAACAUGCAUGGGAGGCAUGGGAGUCGUUACUGCUCAGCGAUGAGGCCUUUGAACUCCGACAGAUGGCGUUGAGUCUAGUUGGAGACGAUGAAGUGCCAAAUCCAGCGGAAGAGGUCCAACUUUUGAAAGGGGACCUGUUAGAUGCGGAUAUCAGUGAAGCAACGCACGUCUACGUUUCUUCCCUUUGCUUCCCCGAAUCCUUGAUGUUCGAUGUGACAGUCAAGCUGAAACAGGCUCCACGGCUUCGAGCUGCAGCCUCCCUGCAGCCUCUCGCGCUCAGUGCGAAGCCUCGACUUUUAGCUCUGCCGAUGUCUUGGACGAAACGACAAGGUCCGGGCACUAUCGCUUACCUGUACGAAUUUGAUUAAAAAA